AUGGCGCAAAGCACUUUGCGACGGCGUCUAAGACAGCAGCCCUCCGUCGGCACCGGGGGAAGGAGCGAUCACGGAUCAGCGGCAGCUGCUGCUGGCCGGCACGCCCCAUCCGCCGGUUGCGGCGGCAUCAUGAGACUAAUGCGAAAGCUAAGGAAGCAUGGGAGAGAUCUCUUAUCGGCGACGAGGCCGGCAACCUUUCGUUGUCAGUACGAUCCCUUGAGCUACUCCCUCAACUUCGACCCGGAUGGUCUUGGCAAUGACUCCCACUUCACCUUCUCGUCGAGGUUCGUCACCGCCGUCUCCACUAGGCCGCCGCCAUCUGCCCUCCACCAGGUUGCACCUGCUAGAUUGUAG
Spirodela intermedia is the source of this 354-nucleotide messenger RNA. The record is from the annotation of a GenBank genome assembly. Lineage: Eukaryota; Viridiplantae; Streptophyta; Magnoliopsida; Alismatales; Araceae.